Cinara cedri is the source of this 1780-nucleotide messenger RNA. NCBI's taxonomy places the organism in Eukaryota, Metazoa, Arthropoda, Insecta, Hemiptera, Aphididae. The record is from the annotation of a GenBank genome assembly.
CGACACACGUUUUCGAUACCGUCGAAAUGCCCGGUUCAGAACAGACAUUUGCGUUCACGGCACCGGUGGACGGCGAAGAGUGCGACACGAAAGACGGCCGCAGAUCGCUGUCACCGUCCGCGAAGGUCCGUCGUCGAUGGCCGACCGCCUUGGUAGCACGCGCGUGGAACGCUCUCGUAGCCAGCGAACGAAAGCGGAGGGCCGAGAGAUCAGUGCUGUUGCACGGCAUGUGCGCCACCGCCAUCGCUCUGGCCGAAACGCGUCACUUCCCGGCGUCCGUGGCGGCAGCGUUGACCACGUUCUUGAUCGGCGUGUGCGGUCUGACUCCGGCGCUGGAUUUCGUCUCCGCUGUAGAGACCGUCCGGAAAACAUGGCACGGCCUACAAAGGUUGUUGGGCCGUUCCGUUGUACUGCUGUACGAGCAACGGUACCGCGUUAACCGUAGCCUUCGUUCCGAUACCGUCGAACGUCCACAGCCCGUCACCAAAGUCGCAUCCGCCAAAACGUACGAAAACUGUACGUACGACGACGGUUUCGAAGACAGUCGUCCACCUUGCCGGGGUACUGCACUGAACGUAAUCGCGCGUAAUUGGUUGAAGAUAAAUCGCAGGCUGCGUUUACUCUCAACGUUACGCGACGUCCGUCUUCCGAUUCGUUGCCGAUAUGACCCGGAUGCCCGCACCACCGAAAUCUCAGCCCGUUCAACCGUCGCUAACUCGACUAGAACCGCAACCGAGAUCGCUGUCGAAACUAUUGCGACCACGGAUUUAGGUUCUUCGAUCGAAGAUGAUGACUGUCGUGAUCACCGGUCGUCGUACAGCACGCACUUGCCAGUACUUGGUGCUCCAUUCGACACCACCAGAGAUGAAGACGAUAACGACGCUAAUUCACGCGGUGUUAAAUUUCAACCUGAUUUCACCGGAUGUCACCAGUAGCACACACAGAGGUGGAAUUAGAACCAACGCCCCGAAAUUCAAAACCCGCCGUCAAAAAUUUGUUGUAAAUCGAGUUUUACAAUUAGCAACAUAAUUAUCUUAUAUACCACAUUGUAAAAUAAUGAAAUCAAUAAUCGUUUAUUCGGUUAUAAUAGUGAUAGUACAAAUGAUGUACUGAUAAUAUUUGUCAUCUCCUAUCUAGGAAAUUAUUAUAUCCGCACUCCCUGGAAAAAAUCCCGCGUGCGUUACUGGAUAUCGCUAACUAAGUUAGUUUUAGGUGUAACUAUCAAUAAAUAUAGGUAAUUCGUACGGGUAUUUGUACAGUAAGUAUAUUAAUUUUCGAAAGGCAUAUUAUUAUAGUUUUAGUGGGGGAGGGGGAACACGAUUCAGACACCGCGUGAACACUUUGUUUUUCAAUAAUAUUUCUUCGAGCAAAAGUUCGUAUGAUUUAUGCGUUCCUAUCCAGUACUAUUCUAUUCUGUAUGCGUAAUGGUGUUGCGUCACAUUUGACACGGUAAUUGCGUCGUGUUUUAUCUAUUUUAGUGAAAAUACUUUCCAUACGUUUUUCACUUAGCCGAUAUUUUCAAACUGUAAGUCUUGAUUCAAAAAAUGCAUUAAAGGCUGCUAAUGUUCAAAAUAAUAUUCAGGAUAUUAGAGAAGAUUGUUAUGUAGAAUUUCAACAAUUAUUUUUAUCCGUAAUUACUGUCUGUGGAAAAUUUGAUAUUAUUGUUGGUUUGCUACGUCAAUCUAAAUCAGAUGAUCCAGAAUAUUUUUUUAAGUAUUCAUGUCUUUUAUAGAUAAUUGUUUAGACCAAUUGAACGAAAGAUUUAUAUCGCACAUGAUUG